Messenger RNA from Vanderwaltozyma polyspora DSM 70294, 1026 nucleotides. Its product is annotated as aldo/keto reductase. The transcript has a single exon. The record is from RefSeq and is a predicted model, not a curated record. Bases 1 to 1026 code for a protein of 341 amino acids. Lineage: Eukaryota; Fungi; Ascomycota; Saccharomycetes; Saccharomycetales; Saccharomycetaceae.
AUGUCUUUACUUCAACAAAAAAAAUUUGGCAAUACUGGCCUAAAAGUUUCCCCAAUUAUUAUUGGUUGUAUGUCAUUUGGUUCAAAGAAGUGGAGUGAAUGGGUUGAAGAUGAUAGGGAAAAAAUAUUUAAAAUAUUAAAAUAUGCGUAUGAUAAAGGUUUACGUACAUACGAUACAGCCAAUGUAUACAGUAAUGGUGAAAGUGAAAUAAUAUUGGGUGAAUUUUUAAAGAAUUACAAGAUCCCAAGAGAAACAGUAAUUAUUAUGACAAAAUUGUACUUUCCAACUAAUGAUAACGCUGAUUAUGAUAUAUUUUCGAUGACACCAGAAGCAAUAUUGAAUAAUGUGAACAUUACUGGUUUAUCUCGGAAAAAUAUUAUUAAUUCAGCAAGGGACUCAGUAAGAAGAUUAGGAACAUAUGCUGAUAUCAUCCAAAUCCAUAGAGCUGAUCCUGAUACUCCAUUUGAAGAGACAAUGAGAGCAUUAAAUGAUAUUGUCGUUGAUGGGUUAACAAGGUAUAUAGGUGCUUCAUCUAUGUUAGCGACAGAAUUUGUAGAAAUGCAAUUUAUUGCAGAAAAAAACGACUGGUUUAAAUUCAUUAAUUCCCAAUCAUGUUACAAUUUGUUAUACCGUGAAGAUGAAAGGGAAUUAAUUCCAUUUGCUAAAAGACACAACAUUGCAUUAACCCCAUGGUCACCUUUACAACGCGGUGUUUUGUGCAGACCAGUUGGAGAAACCUCUACCAGAUUUGAAAAGGAUCAAUUUAUGAGUAUUGGGAACAUUAAAGAUAUCAACUCUAGCGAUGAAGAGAUAAUCACUAGAGUUGAAGAAAUUGCUAAAAAAAGAAAUACCAAAAUGGCAACUGUAGCCUUAUAUUGGGUAAUACAGAAAGGUUGCUUCCCAAUAGUUGGAAUGAGUAAAAUAGAUAGAAUCGAUGAAGCUAUUGCCGCUCUUGAAAUUAAUUUGACAAAAGAUGAAAUGACGUAUUUAGAAGAGCCAUACAAACCAAGAGAUUUAAUUAUGUAG